AUGGAGACUGACCACCAAGAACUACCGGAUAAUUGCAACAAGCAUGAACCUGAUGUAAAUACCGCGGAUCAAAUACAACAGCCUGCACUGGAUCAGGAAAUCCGAUUAGAACGUGCUAAAAUCGUCGAAGAACUGUUACACAAUCACCCUCAAUUCAACCAUGUUGACUUACAGAGGCCAGCGCUCAUUGUUUCCGCCUUCGAUAAACCCGAUAUUCUACGUCUAUUGCGUAAUGCGGAUGCCGAUAUCAAUACACCUGAUCAGGUAGGCUGGUCGCUGAUCCUUUAUGCUGCAAAGUUUGGCAGCGUUCAAGCCAUUCAAAUCCUACUCGCUAGCGGUGCUGAUCUGCACACUCGAGAUAACUACGGACGGACUCCAAUUUUCGUUGCAGUCGAAUAUGAACGCGACCAAAAAAUAUUACAAGCCUUGGUGGAAGGUGGUGCUAAUUUAAUGGACACCAGCACGGACACUGGAGAUGGACUUCUUCAUUUGGCCGUUUUACGUGCUCCCCGCGUUAUGCGAUUCCUUUUGCAAUUUAAAGAACAGUUGGAUUUAAACCAGAGGAAUUUUGAGGGUUGCACACCACUUUUGUGUGCGAAAGAUGAGGGAGACAUUAGAUCUCUCGCUUUGUUGGUUGAAGCCGGAGCGGAUAUAAACUUGGUGGACAGCCGUGGGGAAACGUCGCUUCAUUGUGCGAUUGAGUUUGAGACAGUGAAUUUCCGUGAUCUGCUUUUAUCCCAACCCGAGAUUGAGCUGAAUUGUGUCUCUGUCUAUUUGGGUAGUCCGCUACACUCUGCAUGUCGUCGAUCACACCCAGAUUGCGUGAACGCUCUGUUAGCACGCGGGGCUGAUCCAAACCUGAUAUCGCCCAGUACAUGGGACCAGACACCGCUGAUUUCAGCGUUACUACCGAGUGAGUAUGUGCGUGGCGAUAUCAUGUCAUCGGUGGAAAACGUCGUUCGUUAUCUCGUCCGGUCCGGGGCAUCUGUCGGAACGAUAGUCCCGGCGACAUUCUAUUGUCCUCUGGCAACAGCUUGUUUCUCAGGCACCCCAAGUAUGAUCGAUUUUCUGCUUGAUGCGGGUGCUUCAGCAGGCUGUAUUGACCCUGUCUCUGGAAGACUGCCGAUUCACUUCGCCGCUGCUAACGGCAUGAAAAACUUUGAUACUAUCCUGCUCGCUUUCCAGGAUAACAUGAUGACGCCUGACGCCUAUGGCAAGAAUUGUCUCCAAUGGGCUGCCCAGUAUGGUAAUGCCUAUAUCGUGGAAUAUAUUCUGUCUCGGCUUGAACUUACGUCUGAGCGAAGACAAGCGGUAGAGCAAGCCGACUGCGAUGGGUGGACGCCGCUGUGUUGGGCAAUCUGUCCCCUCUUUAAUCACUAUCUUGAUCAGAUGGGCUCUGAACACAGAGACCGCGUCAAUACUGUUCGCAUAUUACUGGCACAUGGCGCAGAUCCAGAGGUGAAAUGUCGGCGAGGCACAAAGACCUUAAAGCCACUUGAACUUGCGCAAAUGUGUAAUGCUGGCCCCGAGAUCAUCUCCCUUCUUCAGGAGAGAGUCUCUCCGCAACCGGAUUUAGGAGCGCCAUCUAUCCUCAAACGUGGACGGAACUGUGUUCACAAUUCGGACCUCCUACAUGAUGGCCAGUCCCAUGUCAUUAACUUGAGGCCUGGGAUAGCUGAGUACGAAGAGUUGAAGAAUAUGGUCUCCAAUGACAGACAUACUGGUGUAGAGAGAGGCCCCAACCAGCUGUCUCACUCAGAAGCCACAGUGUGGAAGGCUUAUGGAGAUGAACUGAAGGAAAUGGGGUGGAACGCUUUGGAUCCAGCAGGAUUCUAG
Penicillium concentricum is the source of this 1836-nucleotide messenger RNA. RefSeq names its product ankyrin repeat domain-containing protein. NCBI's taxonomy places the organism in Eukaryota, Fungi, Ascomycota, Eurotiomycetes, Eurotiales, Aspergillaceae. The record is from RefSeq and is a predicted model, not a curated record. Gene Ontology annotation, molecular function: protein binding. The transcript has 2 exons. Bases 1 to 1836 code for a protein of 611 amino acids.